Molecule: messenger RNA, 1000 nt
Organism: Daphnia pulicaria
Lineage: Eukaryota; Metazoa; Arthropoda; Branchiopoda; Diplostraca; Daphniidae
Exons: 5
Coding region: 277-951 (224 amino acids)
Source: RefSeq, a predicted model, not a curated record
AUUAUACGCACAAUAAUGAUUUACGAAUGAUUCGCACUUUUGUUAUUUAUAUCAAAUUAACAGGUAUGGAUUGGGAUUAUACUUAGCCUGCUGUUUGUGGCCAUCGCCCUCUGGCUGAUUUCUCGAUUUCAAUUAAAAAAUUAUCCGCAAUCGUUCCACGGAGACACGAAAUUGAUUCCCCACUUUUGGUUUCUCCUCCGAGUCAUAUUAGCUAAUCCCAAGGAGGUUGCAACUUUCACGUUGGCGACGAGACUGUUGGUCGCCACUUUGUGUCUGAUGGCUGUUGUAUUCAUCAACUCUUACACCGGAAUUUUAGUUUCCUACUUAAUGGCUCCGAAAUUCCUGCCGUUGAUCACCACAGUCCAAAGUUUAGCGGAUAGCCGGGAGAUCACCGUAGCGGUGUCAAAACACACUUCAGUGGAAGCUGCACUAUUUGCUGCAACGUCCGGACCGUUGGCUAAAAUUGGCGAUCAACUCCGAGCUCACCCUGAAGACCGGUUGAUGACAACCUUGGAGAACAUCGAAGAUAAAGCCUUUUAUCAGGGGAAAGCAUUUGCUCACGAAGAAACGACGCUGUUUGUGCGAAUCCACGAUGAUUUGUUAUCUACUAGACAUUGUCGCCUGGCGAUAGCCAAGGAGCUGCUUUUCUCAGAUCAGCAAGCCCUUGCCUUGGCCAAAUCAAGUCCCCAAACAAGCUUAUUUAACUACGAGAUUGUAUGGCUACAACAAAUGGGUUUGUUGAACUAUUGGCGAGCUACCUUCUUGCCGAAACCAAAUCGGUGCUCAGCUCCGGUUCCUACUUUGCGUUCAACUCCCACUGAAAAAUUAACACUAAACAAUCUUUCGAGUGCUUUCCUGCUACUUUGUUGGCGUCGUUGCUUCGGUUUUGGCUUUUGCUUUGGAGCUCAUUUCUCGGAAAUACAGAAAUCCCAUUCAAAUAGACGAAGCUAGUAGGCCCAAUGAGUCUGUAAUACAACUUUAAUCGAAUUCGUAAAAAAGU